GCAACAGGGCAAGGGUGGAGUCCUGACUUCGCUGUCCCCUCUGCAGGCUGGGCUGGGCUGUUCACAUCUCAGGAGCAAGCGGGAGGUGCCCCGAGCAACAUCCCAAGAACAGCUGCUGCAUCUGAGCAAGGAUGAGGCCCCUGAUGGGCUUGGCGUUCAUGCUCCUCUUCCAAGGUCCCUGCUGCCUUAGCUGUGCUGUGAGUGAGGAUGAGCGCCCGCUGGUGAACUAUCUGCUGCAGAAGAUGAUCGAGUCAACCACUCUUCCAGGGCUUCCCCCCAACCCCAGUGUCUUGAUAGCUCUUCAUUUUGCUCAGAACCACAGCCAGGACACGGAGCAAAAGUUGCUAAAGAGGCUUGGCCAGGAUGCGGUAGACAAGGUGAAGACUGGACAAGAUUUCUCUUCGGGCAAGGUGGCCCUCUAUGCCCUGGCAUUCCAGGCUUCGUGCUCUAAUCCCCGAAAAGUCUCUGGCACUCUUGAUCUGGUGGAACUCUUGGAAAAGAAGUUUGAGAUGGAGCUGAAGAACAUCAAGAUCCAUGACAGUCCGCUGACCUCCCAUUACCAGCUCAGCUUGUGUGUUCUUACCCUCUGCCAGCUUCAGGGCACCUUCUCACCUUCUGAGAUAGCAGACCUGUUCAGACCAGAUGAGAAGAAGUAUUCCUUAGGCGGCAGCUUCUCUGUGGACACGGCAGCAGUAGCUGUGUUGGCACAGAUCUGCGUACAGACCACAGAUACCGCCGCACUGUCACCAGAGGUGAACCAGACAAUAGCAGCCACUGUACAGUGGCUUCUGAAGAAAAUCCUGGAGAAGAAAAGCCAGGAUGGAGUCAUUGGGAACAUUUACAGCACUGGGUUGGCUAUGCAGGCUUUGACUGUAUCGGACAACUAUCUCACACCAGGAUCCUGGAACUGCUCCCAGACUUUGGCCAGAGUCCUUAGGGAGAUUCCAGAAGGCACUUUUGACAACUCCAUGGCUGCUUCUCAGAUUGUCCCCUCUCUGGAGGGCCAGACCUACCUUGAUGUGAGCACAAUCAACUGCUCACAGGAUGAAAAUGACCUCACCCUGAGCACCUCUUUACCAACCACUCCGUCAUCUACUCCUCCUGAUCUAAUAACAGUCAAUUACACUGUCACUGAUGGUGUGAACAAUACCUUCUCCGAUUCCAUCAAAAUCUCUGUCCCAAAGGGCUCAGUUUUUCUCAGAGUCAUGGAGGCUGCCCAGAAGGAUGAGCCAUAUAAAUUCAGUUUCAUAUAUGAGCAGCAAUCCUGGGGUGUGUAUAUAACCUCCGUGCGAGGCCUGAAUGCUGACCUUACGAAGCAUACCUACUGGGAGCUCUUGAGUGGGGGAAAAGCCUUGCCCCAAGGUGCUGGUGACUAUGUUGUGAAAGAUGGAGAGAGCUUGAUGGUUAAAUUCACCACUUACUGAAUCCUAGGUUUAGGGCAGGACCAUCAUGUACACAUCUGCCUGAAUGUGUGUGUGUGUGUGUGUGUGUGUGUGUGAUUGCCUUUUCUGUCUGACAAUUCGGGCAUCUUCUGUUUCAUGUAAGAACAGUCCCUAGUCAUCAUAAACCUUUCUAACUGGAAUGUAAUGGAGUAGUGUGUUGACGUUUACCCAAACUCCUCAUUUAUUCAAUAAACCAAAAUAGCAAGAUCAUCUCCCUCACUCCAUUUUUUCUUUUGCUUAACAUCCAGCCUGAAGAAGACUUCUGAUUCACUUAAAAGCUUGCUCAUUGGUUUGGGACUUUUUAGCUGGUCUUAAAUAAUAGUAAU
Molecule: messenger RNA, 1768 nt
Organism: Elgaria multicarinata webbii
Lineage: Eukaryota; Metazoa; Chordata; Lepidosauria; Squamata; Anguidae
Product: transcobalamin-1-like
Exons: 9
Coding region: 132-1424 (430 amino acids)
Biological process (GO): cobalamin transport
Molecular function (GO): cobalamin binding
Source: RefSeq, a predicted model, not a curated record